Messenger RNA from Eriocheir sinensis (Chinese mitten crab), 4105 nucleotides. RefSeq lists its product as uncharacterized. The transcript has 7 exons. NCBI's taxonomy places the organism in Eukaryota, Metazoa, Arthropoda, Malacostraca, Decapoda, Varunidae. The coding region runs from base 1 to 1134 and encodes 377 amino acids. Gene Ontology annotation, cellular component: plasma membrane. Gene Ontology annotation, molecular function: protein binding. The record is from RefSeq and is a predicted model, not a curated record. Gene Ontology annotation, biological process: cell adhesion; axon guidance.
AUGGCUCAGGCGCCGCGUGUGAGGGGGCUACAGGACGACUCGGUGGUGGAGGGCUACAACCUGACGCUGGAGUGCUCCGCCGAGGGCCUACCGCCGCCCGAGCUGCUGUGGUUCAAGGACGGCAAACCUCUAGCGUCGGGGCGGAAAGUGCGAAUUCGAACGUGGGCUAAGAGACUCAGGAAGAGGAGAAAGAGCCUCGGACGACGCACAAGGAGCCCCGCCCUAUCAAGAGGACGCGUGGAGUCAAACGCCCCCCGCCGCCGUCCCCUGCUGAGGACCCUGCGGCGGCGGCACCCACACAACCGACCAGCGAAACCCAGCGAAGGAGGGAAGCGGAGGACGGGAAGGGGGUCGCGGAGGGAGAGGCUCGGGAGGAAGGAGAACGCCGACCGAAAGAGGCGACUUCAGGGCAAACGAAACGAGAGACGACGAAGAAUAGGCCGCGACGGAAGGCGACGACCACUACCGACUACCAAUGACGACGCGCCGACGAGGAGACGACCGAGCGACGCCGAGAGAUGGAACGUCAACGGGGGUGGAGGCGGCGGCGGCGGGCAGGCAGCGGACACCAGUAGCAGCACCAACAGCAACAGAAGGGGCAGCGGGGGAAAGCGAACGCGGCCGCCCCCUGCGAACCCCUCUCGUCGCGUGGUUCAGGUGUCGGAGGUGACGGUUCGCGCGGCCUCAGCGAGAGACGCCGGCCAGUACAAGUGUGUGGCGCGCUCCGUGGUGGACCAGGCCGAGAUUGAAGCCUCCAUUCGGGUUGUGCUGCCCAUCGACCCCCACACGCUGGUCGACAAGUGUCCCUAUGAUGGUUACUGCCUCAACGGUGGAACGUGCAUGAUGUUCACAGUAGUGGGCGAGCUUGUGUGCCAAUGUGCCGAGGGAUUUAAGGGUCAGCGGUGCCAAGAGAAGGAGGUAUACCCGACCUUCAAUCGAAAUUGUCACGGGCCAAUCAGAAAUCUGCGACAUUCCCAGGGCCGCCGCUGCCCCCGCAACCAGCCAACUGCUCUCUGGGAGCUCCUGCAGCAGACACUCGCCCUCAGAGGGCAGCACAAAGGGACGCCCUGGACCAAGGCACAGCUCCUCCUCUGGCCCACCACUCGUCCGGGCGCCGUCACGUGGCCACCAUAAGGCCAAGCGUCCUGCCCUGCCUUUGUCCCAAGAUAUUUCCCGCUCCCCGAUGCUGUCCUCCUUGAGCCCGGCCUCGUUUUAAGGCCCCCAACCAUCACAACCUUUCCUCGCCUUUUCCCAGACAGUUCCUGCCGGGCGUCAUCACAGAUCCCCAGCAGAGACUUUUAGCCCCGGUCCUACCUCCUCACUACCCACCGUUGCCUCCUAGGUGACCUUUCCCUCAUCCAUCACCCUCAGUAAGCUGCUGCUAUCCGGGGCCAGACCUUGACAGUAGGACAACACCUGCCCCGGCCAGACACCGGCUGGAUCGUGUCUGCCGACAACAUACCCGGGCAAGUGUCUCCGCCGCCGGCGUCACCGCCUGUUACGCUGGCGCCCACGCCCAGCACCCUACAGGAGGCCGGCACGCGCCCCAUGCAGGACCUCUCCCCUUCACCCAGGGACCACACGCCUCCAAAGGCUACAAGGAUGGAAACACCCAGCACGACUGCCCGACUCCGACCCUGCACGCACCGCCAUCAGUGACGCAGCUCUUCAUGGUGGGGCGUUGCCAGGUGGCUGCCCUCACCUGCUGUGACUGACUGUGCCUGAGCUUACUCAGGAGUCGUUUGAAUUAACACCUGUAGCAACAGCAUUUGAGCGACAUGACUUGGCCGAGGCCGACCUGUUACUGCUUGCCUGUGGCGUGGACACAGACCGUCCAGAGCUGUCUCGCUUUGUCUGUAAAUCGCUUUCACUGUUUCAGAAAAGCUUUAUGUCAGGUAUCUGAGUGUGUCGUCGCCGUUGAAGCAACACUACCGGACACCGCACGCUCCACACACUUGUACUUACCGAACACUCCCACGGACCCUCUGUUCCUUCGGAGCCUUUGGCGGCAGUGGCAGCGGCGGCGGUAGCAGCGUUCAGCAGUGGGAGAAGCCAUGCGGGAGGGAGGUAGCGAGGCGCCACAGUGUAGUGUAAGCAAGCCAAAGAAACCAGUAGUCAUAGAUGUAAGCAGCCCGCGGUGGGUCCACGGGGCCUCCCUCAGGAGCAGGGCGGCCUCCCCUCCUCCCACGGUGGCCCAAGGGAGUCGUGAGUGGCGCUCAGUGGAGGACGAGCACCGCCCCGCCCCUGUUCACCCCGUCAGCUGACAGGUCGCGCUGCGAGGCUGUGCGCUACCACAAGUGCGGGUCCAUUUGAAGGUGGCAGUCGGGGAUCAAAGAAAUGAAGAAAAAGACAUGUAUACUUGUAUAUAGCCGCAUAUACUAUGUAAUGAUAUUUGUUGAUAGUGAUGUGUUGGAGAAUAUUAAGUGGAGGAUGGAAUGGCUCGAAGAGACAAGGGUCGUGCACCCAGGAACACGCCCUGUUCCCCCUUGCAUUUACGACGGUGGUGGAACAUCGGCAAGUGAAUGUCUGUUAUCUGUGUACAUAGUUGUGUUCCGCCUCUGCGUGUAUAUUUCCUCUUUAGUCACGCGAGUCACCCAUCGACCGGCUCCGGCUCAUCCUUAUUACCUUGUACUGAAAUUUGCAAGCCGUGAAGCAAACACUCGUGGUGCAGCCAGCGAUUUUCGUCCACUCGCCCAGCCAGAGGGCGGCGGUUGUGCCCAAAUAUUGGUGCAGUGUUUCAGCAGCAAAAGAUGUAUGUGUCAGGCUGACUACCCAACCCCUGCCAAGGCCACAACAGCCCGUCCGCCAGAAUCAGUCUCGUAAAAAAACGGGCCUCAAGACUAAACAUUUCUUCCUCCGCCCACAUGCGGAUCUCUCCUGCAUCCUGGACUGGGCACGUACUCCCUGAGCAAGGGCGUGGCUGGCUCAGAUCUGCGAGUUGGGUUUGACGAGAGUUUGCUGACUGACUCCCUGUACAAGGCUACGUCGAGCCAACAGAGGCUGUAUGGCCAGCCUGCCUGGCUGCAGGCUGGUCCGGCACCCUGCAGCAGACUUGCUCUGCUGCCCAUUAAUGCAAAAUGAAUUUAGGCCUAGACUGAAGGACUUCUACAGACUAAUGUCAACCCAGUAACGCAACAUAAGUCUUAAGCAUCCUGACCGAUGGCCUUCGCCUUCAGACUGGCAGUAGUCCACACCUGCAGGCCGUGCAGCACGCCCUAGAGAUACUGGCCGUAACAGUACGAUUAUAAACCCCCUCCCCGCCUUCUUUGUUCUAUGAAAGUCCAAGAAGACACACAGGGUCUGCAGAAGUGAGGCGGCCUGCGCCCAAACGGACCGAAGUUGAGAUGGUCUCUUUGCCGCCCCUCUUUGCCGCGCCCCGUCCCGUCCCGUCCGGCGGCCCCAGCCCCGGCGCCGCCGCCACGCCGAGCAGAGGGUGGCGGGUGGUGGUCCUCUGUGCCGCCCUGUCAUGAUUCCACUUGCCACAAACCAACUACCUCAGUUGAUAGUGUACAGUCGUAAAGAUGCGAGUCCUGCGUCAGGGAGCGGGGGUGCCUCAACACCCUGCACCAGCUGUUUCAUUUGUAUGUUGUGUUGCUUUUGUUUGCAAGGUCACAGAGGCUCUGGUUCUGAUUACUUGUGUGUAGGUACUGCGUGUCAGGCCGUGUUGGGGCCAUGAGCGCGCCAGGAGCACGGGCUCUCGCGAGGCCUCUGUUCACUGAACUUGUAUUUCAUUUCUUUGACGAGGACCACCACCCCGACCCUCGCCCCGCGGCGCCUCGCAGGGCCCGGGCGUCCGAGGGUGUUGCCGAACUGUAUCUAGUGUUGUAACGAUCGUGAACUAGACUUUAAUAGAUGUUUUAUUUAUUUUUGCUGCCCACUGUGUCAUACUUGUGUAGGUGAUGCUGGCUUCGUGUACGCCUAUACAUGCUGACCGUUUUAUGUAACUUGAAAUCUAAAACAAAUUUUAAAAUCCAUUAUGUGUAAUGUAAACUGUAAAUAUAAUUAAUUAUAUUAAUGUAUGUCGUCAUGAAAGAAUCUUGCCGCAGAUGCAUUUAUGUGACUUGUACGAUGUUAGAGAAACCAAAAAAUAAAUCACAUUAGGAAC